Molecule: messenger RNA, 1279 nt
Organism: Leptidea sinapis
Lineage: Eukaryota; Metazoa; Arthropoda; Insecta; Lepidoptera; Pieridae
Exons: 1
Coding region: 25-1260 (411 amino acids)
Molecular function (GO): protein binding
Source: RefSeq, a predicted model, not a curated record
UUUAAAAUGAAGCUCUAACAAACAAUGAAUGAAAUAUCUAGUAUUGGUAGCGAUAUUUCUGUAGACAGCCUGGAAGAGGACUUAAGAAAGAAAUCGUCGAUACAACACAAGAGAUCCGAAGAAAAUGUUGAUACAAUAUUAGUACCUUUUUACGAAAAGGAUGUACUUAUCAAAGUACCGAAACAUAGUAAAGAUAAACAUAAUUCAAAAAAUCACAUCAAAAAGGAAGAAUCGAAAAGCUUUCUAAUUAACAAGGAGUUGAAGAAGUCUAAAAAGGCUAGUUACUUGGAUAUAUUUCGUAAACAGUUUAGCAAUACACAUGAAGGUAAGAAAAAAAAGAAAGAUGAAGCAGUUCGUUCUGUGUCGCCACAAGUAGGUGAUACUGAUAGAGGAAGUCUAAGUUUCGACGGAGAGGUUGUCGAAGAACCAGAUUUUUAUAAUACUGAAGUGUAUAAUGAAAUGUAUUACGAGAAACUUAUAAAACAAGAUAUGGAUUAUUACUUAGAUAACUCGUCAGAGGAGUUACAGUAUGCCGAAGAUUUAAAUUUGCAAACACUUGAUGCUUCUGAUAAUAAUCUUAAGAGUGUUUCCGAAAUAUCACAACCCCGACGACAUGUUAGGAGAGCCACCACUCAAGCGGUACAAACAGUAAAACUAGGAGGCUUAGGGCCAGACAUGGAAAAUCUUCGACCAAGGUUAGAAAGAGCUAGAAGCCUGCAACGUUACUCUGAAAAAAUUAGAAUGGAAAAUCGACUAAAAAUAUAUAAGCAAUCAGUUGAAGAAGAACGUCAACGGAAAUCUGAACAGGAGCAAGCUCGUCAAAAACAGAAUUCAGCGAGAAAGAAAGAUAAGAAAGAGGAUUGUCAUGACUCGUAUUUAAUUAACAAAUCUCAAAAGCAAAAGUCGACUCUCAUUACAAGAAUUUAUAGCUCAAAGAAGCCGUCUGAUAAAUUGAAAAAAGAAAAAGAUAACAUUGUAACUAAUGAAGAACAAAACGCACAAGCAGUAGAUAAAACUAUGUCACAAGAACAACCGAAAAAUACUAGAUGUAUAGAGAAGGCAAGAGUAAGGUCAUCUAAGCAGACUAAAUGUAUAAAUACAGAACAUGGUAAUAGGAGUGUCACGCCAUUGGAAAUAAAUUUCUCAGUCACAGUCGGUGAAGGAUUUCGACCGUCCAGUGCAUUACGAACACUGGAAGAAAAACAUAAACAAUACCAGGAACGAAUUAGAACAUUCACAACUAAUUUUAAAAAUUAUUAAAUUUUGUUUUUGUACUUAA